Ipomoea triloba (trilobed morning glory) is the source of this 1398-nucleotide messenger RNA. RefSeq names its product aluminum-activated malate transporter 8-like. Gene Ontology annotation, biological process: malate transport. The record is from RefSeq and is a predicted model, not a curated record. The transcript has 5 exons. Lineage: Eukaryota; Viridiplantae; Streptophyta; Magnoliopsida; Solanales; Convolvulaceae. Gene Ontology annotation, cellular component: plant-type vacuole membrane. Bases 1 to 1398 code for a protein of 465 amino acids.
AUGGGGAUUGACUCAUCACCAUCUCUUCUGAGUAAAAUGAAGGAUAAAGUAGUGGAGACGGCCAAGAAUGUAAAGAAAAUUGGGAAGGACGAUCCAAGAAGAAUCAUGCAUUGUGCUAAAAUGGCAGUAGCUCUUACCCUCAACUCUUUGCUCUACUAUUACAAUCCACUUUAUGAUGGUUUUGGACAGUCCGGAAUCUGGGCUGUUUUGACUGUCAUCCUCGUUUUUGAGUUCACUGUUGGUGCCGCCUUAUCCAAAUCCUUGAACAGGAGCUUUGCUACACUCUUAGGAGGUUCUAUGGGUGUUGGAGCUAAGUAUUUGGCUGACAUUUCUGGCGACAAAGGCGAACCUGUGGUUCUUGGUUUAUUUGUUUUCAUCCUAGCUGUCACAUCAACAUUCAUGAGAUUUAUUCCUGGUAUCAAGAGAAAGUAUGACUAUGGAGUGAUGAUAUUCAUCCUCACCUUCACUAUGGUAACGGUCUCCGGCUAUCGGACGGAGCAGAUUAUACGGUAUGCACAUCAACGGCUAUCAAUGGUGGCCAUCGGAGGCGUGACAAGCUUACUCAUUUCCGUGCUUGUAUGCCCUGUAUGGGCCGGAAAAGAUCUUCAGAACCUCAUUGCUACAAAUAUUGAAAAGCUUGGAAAGUCCUUAGAAGGGUUUGGAAGUGCAUAUUUUAGGGUUCUUGAAGGUGAAGGAGGUGGCAUGGCAGCAUUUCCUCAAGACUACAAAUCUGCAUUCAAUUCUAAAGCCUCUGAAGAUUCAUUGGCAAUUUUUGCAUGGUGGGAAUUUGGUCAUGGCGACUUCAAGUUUCGUCAUCCAUGGGACCAAUACUUGAAAGUUGGAGGUCUUGUCAGGGAAUGUGCUUCCCAUCUUCAAGCUCUCUCCAGCUACUUCAACACAGACGAUGAUGAGGCCACAUUGUUAAGUUUUAAGAGCAAGAUUGAAGAGCCAUGCACAAGAAUGUGCUCACAAUCCACCCAGGCUUUGAAAGCUAUAUCAUUAGCCAUCAAAACCAUGGAAAAUCCGUCCCCGGCAAUCCAAGACCACCUACGAAACUCAAAAGCCGCCAUUAAUGAUCUCGAGGUCGUGUUCCGGAGCUCUUCAUUGUCGACGGAGCAAAUCUUCGACAUCGUACCGUGCGCUGCGGUUAUUUCUAUACUGAUCGACAUUGUUGAUUGCGUGGAUAAGAUUUCCAAAUCCGUUGACGAGCUGUCGAAAAAAGCGGAUUUCAAGAAACCAACGGAGAAAUCUCCCUCGCCGGCGCCGGAGGAGCAGCGGCAGCAACCGCCGCAACAACAGUUGCUCCACCGCGGAACUGUCACACCCGUUAAUGAAGAGAUCAAGGUUGAAGUGGUGGCUAUUACAAUAGAUUACACGGAACAAGAUUCCCCGGAAUAA